Messenger RNA from Schistocerca cancellata (South American locust), 1709 nucleotides. RefSeq names its product acyl-CoA Delta-9 desaturase. The record is from RefSeq and is a predicted model, not a curated record. The transcript has 4 exons. Gene Ontology annotation, biological process: unsaturated fatty acid biosynthetic process. NCBI's taxonomy places the organism in Eukaryota, Metazoa, Arthropoda, Insecta, Orthoptera, Acrididae. Gene Ontology annotation, molecular function: stearoyl-CoA 9-desaturase activity; iron ion binding. Gene Ontology annotation, cellular component: endoplasmic reticulum membrane. The coding region runs from base 1 to 846 and encodes 281 amino acids.
AUGAACGGUGUUGCAGCGAUCUUUCUGGGCGGCGCAGGCGGGUUCGGAGUGACGGCAGGUGCGCACCGGCUGUGGACGCACCGUGCCUACAAGGCUACGUGGCCUGCCAGGGUCAUCCUCAUGGUCUGCUACUGCAUCGCCGGACAGAACCCGCUGUACGACUGGGUGCGCGACCACCGGGUGCACCACAAGUUCAGCGAGACGGACGCGGACCCGCACAACGCCCGCCGCGGCUUCUUCUUCGCGCACGUGGGCUGGCUCAUGAUGCGCAAGCACCCGGAGGUCGUCCGCCGCGGCAAGCAGAUCGACAUGAGCGACAUCCUCGCCGACCCGGUCGUCCGCUUCCACCAGAAGUACUUUAGGCCACUGAAAUUCGUACUGUGCUUCUACCUACCUGUGAUGAUCCCUGUGUGGCUGUGGGGUGAAGACUGGUAUCUAUCCUUGGUUGUCAAUGCCAUCAUCCGGUAUGCCUGCAGCCUCAACUUCACCUGGCUAGUCAACAGUGCUGCACAUAUCUGGGGCAACAAGCCUUAUGACAGACGUAUCAGCCCAGUGGAGAACCGUUUGGUGGCAUUUCUAGCAAUGGGUGAGGGGUGGCACAACUACCAUCAUGCCUUCCCCUGGGACUACAAGGCAGCUGAGCUGGGUGCAUACGGCUUCAAUGUUACCACCCUGUUUUUGGACCUCUUCGCACGCCUCGGUAUGGUGUACGACAGAAGAGUGCCUUCUGAGGACCUAGUCCGUCGGACAGCACUGAUGAAUGGCGAUGGUUCUCACCCUGUGUACCGCCGAAAUGAUGUCACUGACUUGUCCCUGCAGAAAGCACCUGCCACAGGUGGUUCAUGAGACUGACCAAGCUUGCAGUGUUGUUAUCUGGCUGCGUUCGAUUUUGGCAUGUUUGAGUUGCGUGAUUCAUGCAGAGGUGGAACAUAUGCUAAAAAAAAUGUAUGAAACCUAAGUAGUAGUGAAAUCACAAUUAAUUCCAUUUCUUCAAUUCUGUCUUGCUGUGUACAUGCAAACCCAAGUGCACAAGAUGCAUUGGCUGUAAUGGUGGUUUUAUCAUAGUUUGGAACAGUGAUACUGCCACUACAUUGGGGCCUAAUGGCUAUGUGUUUAAGGGCUACCAUGUGAGCAAAGAACACAACAAGUUAUGUUUGUUAUUAAAGGACUCUGUGAUGAGCAAAAAAUGAAGUGCGAAACAUGUAUACAGUAUAACUUUGAUUUCUGUUUCCACUGAAGUAGAAUCCUUUCCUGUAUGGUGCAUUGUAGUACCCAAUAAGAAGUAUGUUACAUGCGUGUUAUUUAUUUCAAUCCAAUGCAGUUGCUGCAUAAUCUCUGCCUCAUUGACAAAUUUUUUUACCAUAGCAUACCGCUUCCUUUCUUUUAGUUCUAAUGAUAUGACAAAAGGUAUUUAUAACUGUUCACAACUGUUCUUGUACAUCUCCAUAUGUGAUAAUUCAUAAACUUUCUUUUUAUGAGGUGAAUGUAAUUAGAUAACUACUAAUUAUUUUGUUUGGUUUAUCAUAUAGUUGUCUAGUACAAGCCACUCACAUCUUGAUACCCUCCCUGGUAUUUAUUUAUUUCUGAUCACAUAUGUGAAGGAAAAAUCUUUUCAGAAAUGAAACACAGUAAUUUAAAGCAAAACAGAGAUUUUAGUGUGACACUAAAAUCAGUUGAAUGCCAUAAAUGAUUUCUUAACUGAUGAGGUC